GGCACCGUGGUAGACACAACGAUCUGAGCUAUUGCACGGUUCACGUUGCUCUAUUAUUGACUCGCUUUACUCAUAAAUAUCAAACAUGUCUGGACGUGGCAAAGGUGGAAAGGCUAAGGGAAAGGCGAAGUCCCGUUCCAAUCGUGCUGGAUUGCAAUUCCCCGUUGGACGUAUCCAUAGACUUUUGCGAAAGGGAAAUUAUGCCGAGCGCGUCGGUGCCGGCGCUCCGGUCUAUCUUGCUGCAGUAAUGGAAUAUCUCGCUGCAGAAGUAUUGGAAUUGGCGGGAAAUGCUGCCCGUGACAAUAAGAAGACCAGAAUUAUUCCCAGGCACUUACAGCUAGCCAUUCGCAAUGACGAGGAAUUGAACAAAUUGCUCUCAGGUGUUACCAUCGCCCAGGGUGGUGUACUACCGAACAUCCAAGCAGUUCUAUUACCCAAGAAGACUGAAAAGAAAGCUUAACUACAGAACAUCAAAAAACGGCCCUUUUUAGGGCCAC
This is a messenger RNA of Solenopsis invicta (red fire ant), 497 nucleotides long. RefSeq names its product histone H2A. The transcript has a single exon. The record is from RefSeq and is a predicted model, not a curated record. Bases 86 to 460 code for a protein of 124 amino acids. Gene Ontology annotation, molecular function: DNA binding; protein heterodimerization activity; structural constituent of chromatin. NCBI's taxonomy places the organism in Eukaryota, Metazoa, Arthropoda, Insecta, Hymenoptera, Formicidae. Gene Ontology annotation, cellular component: nucleosome.